Mangifera indica (mango) is the source of this 2338-nucleotide messenger RNA. RefSeq names its product serine/threonine protein phosphatase 2A 57 kDa regulatory subunit B' theta isoform-like. Gene Ontology annotation, biological process: signal transduction. Lineage: Eukaryota; Viridiplantae; Streptophyta; Magnoliopsida; Sapindales; Anacardiaceae. The record is from RefSeq and is a predicted model, not a curated record. The coding region runs from base 442 to 2073 and encodes 543 amino acids. Gene Ontology annotation, molecular function: protein phosphatase regulator activity. The transcript is spliced from 5 exons. Gene Ontology annotation, cellular component: protein phosphatase type 2A complex.
UAUAGACAGAGAGAAUACUAAACUGAGUAAAGAGAGCACAGGUGUUUCAAAAGAUACUGACUUUUGUCAACUUUCUUAUCUUCUUAAAUGUUCCAUUUACGGACGGUGAAUCUUCCAUCCAUCUUCGCCCUCUUUUGCUCCCUUUCCAUUUAUUACUAUUUUUAUUAUUAAUAUAAAAUUUUAAAUUAAAUAACCAAAAUCUAAAGGCUUUCUUGCUGGCUGCCACACCCCUCUCAUGCCCCUAGUGUUCUUAUCGUGUUAUCGCUUGACCCAGCUGAGUUAGGUGCUAGUUGUAGAGAAAACAGGAAGAAGAAUCUCAAGAGAUGAAUGGGAAAGCAUAGGUUCUUGUCUCUCUCAUGCGCUGGCUUCUGCUUUGAUGUAGCCUCUGGUCACUACUGGGUUUGAGUGAGGACUUUCUCCUGGGUGUAUAAAUUGUGAGCUAUGAUCAAGCAGAUACUUGGUAGGCUUCCACGGAAGCCACCCAAGUCAUCUGAGAGUCGUGAAUUUGGGGGUUCUUCUGCCCCUUCUUUAAAUGCUCCUGCCAGUUCUAGAAGCAGUGAUCUUGUGAGUGAUGGUCCAAUAAAUUUGGACCGUGUGACUAUUUUGGGUACCAAUUCUGUUGUCAAUUUUGGCUACAGUCAGGAAAAUAAAUUUCCCCAAAUUGGAAAUCCAAAACUGAAUGGCGCUGCAGUAGUCACUUCCUACGAAGCACUACCAGGAUUCAGGGAUGUUCAGAGCUCUGAGAAGCAAAACUUGCUGAUUAGAAAAUUGAACUUGUGCUGUGUUGUGUUUGACUUCACUGAUCCAACCAAGAGCUUGAAAGAAAAGGAUAUCAAGCGGCAGACAUUGCUUGAGCUUGUGGAUUAUAUUACUUCUGCAAAUGGGAAAUUCACAGAGACUGUCGUGCAAGAAGUUAUAAAGAUGGUAUCUAUUAAUUUGUUUAGGUCUCUUGCACCACAACCCCGAGAAAACAAGGUUUUAGAAACCUUUGACUUGGAGGAGGAAGAGCCUCUGAUGGACCCUGCAUGGCCUCAUUUGCAAAUUGUGUAUGAGUUUCUUCUGAGAUUUGUUGCGUCACCAGAAACAGACGCAAAAUUGGUUAAAAGGUAUAUUGACCACUCAUUUGUUCUCAAGUUGUUGGACCUCUUUGAUUCUGAUGAUCCCAGGGAGAGGGAGUAUUUGAAAACUAUUCUACAUCGCAUCUAUGGGAAAUUUAUGGUGUAUCGCCCAUUUAUUCGGAAAGCUAUCAAUAACAUCUUCUUUCAUUUUAUUUUUGAAACUGAGAAGCAUAAUGGGAUUGCUGAGCUUUUAGAGGUUUUGGGCAGUAUAAUCAAUGGGUUUGCGCUGCCACUGAAAGAAGAACACAAGUUGUUCUUGGUGCGAGCUCUAAUUCCCCUUCACAAACCAAAAUGCCUUCCGAUGUAUCAUCAGCCAUUAUCAUACUGCAUUACACAGUUUGUGGAGAAAGACUGCAAACUUGCAGACACUGUUAUAAGAGGUCUGUUGAAGUAUUGGCCAAUCACUAAUAGUUCAAAAGAGGUUAUGUUCCUUAAUGAGAUGGAGGAAGUUCUUGAGGCAACUCAACCAGCAGAAUUUCAAAGAUGUAUGGUACCCCUAUUCCGUCAAAUUGCUUGUUGCCUGAGCAGUUCACACUUCCAGGUGGCAGAAAGAGCGUUAUACUUGUGGAACAAUGAUCACAUUGAGAGCUUAAUCAGGCAAAACCGAAAAGUCAUACUGCCGAUUAUCUUCCCUGCCUUGCAGAAAAAUGGUUGUAAUCACUGGAAUCAGGUGGUCAAAGGCUUGAUACUUAAUGUCCGUAAGAUGUUCUCUGAAAUUGAUGCUGAGCUAUUUGAGGAGUGCUUGCACAAGUUUCAGGAUGAUGAAUCAAAAGUGGAGGAGAUCAAAAGAAAACAUGAUGAUGUAUGGAAGCGCUUGGAAGAGAUUGCUGCAGAAAAAGCUGCAACUAGUGAAGCAGUUCCUGUACCUCAGUGCAGCCCAUUUGCAUGGAUACCAUCUACUGCUUACUCCCCAAGUGGAACUAUUACCGUAGCCCAGAUUCCCAUUAGUGCAUGAGAGAGUUGUUUUGGUGUUGUUAUAGGUGAUUUUUGAAGAGUUACAUGAAGCAUUUAGCUACAAUGACAGGCAAGUUAGGCACUUGGCUGUGAUUUUGAUCAGUUCUCAGACUUACUGAGCUGCUCAAUCUCAUUUCCUUUGUUGUAUUCAUAUAUAUUUGUUCAUUGUUCUACAAAUGAAACCUUUAUUGCGUGUAUUCUUAUUUGUACAAAUUGUAAUAGAAGUGAAUGGGUUUAAGUGGAGAUAUCGUGAUUGUUUUUUGGUA